This is a messenger RNA of Trypanosoma grayi, 534 nucleotides long. RefSeq lists its product as hypothetical. Lineage: Eukaryota; Euglenozoa; Kinetoplastea; Trypanosomatida; Trypanosomatidae. The record is from RefSeq and is a predicted model, not a curated record. The transcript has a single exon. The coding region runs from base 1 to 534 and encodes 177 amino acids.
AUGGCAGGAUUAACGCGGCUUGCUCAGUUUUGGCUCCUCCUUACUGCACCGGUUGUGCUGAUUGACGCCGUAUUCGUCCUCACCCGGGCGGCGUCGCCGGACGAGCCACAUCCGUUGGCGAACACGCCACCGUUCAGCUUCUGGGAGUUGUACGCCACGUACGAUCGCCGCUACGGCCCCAACGAUGACGCCUUCGUUGUGGUGCAGAGCUGGCUGAACCUGCUGGAGAUUGUAUUGGGUGUUUUUUCGGUGGUGCUCACGUGGAAGGGCGACGCAUGCCGCAGCGUAAAACUUGCGCUCAUUGUUAGCGUCAUGACGGCCUACAAGACGGUGUUGUAUUUGGCGCUGGACGUCGCGGAGGGUGGGAAGUAUACGCGCCACAACACCGCGCUGGACAUGCUGACAAUGGUGUUGCUGCCCAGCUCGCUGUGGAUCGCCGUGCCGACGGUGGUGGCGCUGCAGUGCCUGCGCCGUCUGUCUGCUACCGCCGGCCGCGGCGCCACACCGUCGCUGAAGAAGGCGAAGCGAGGAUAG